GGAGGUAAAUAAAAGGUUUUGCCAAAGCACAGCAGUGAUGCAAAGUGUGGUAGGAGACCGCUCGCACUAACAGCGCAGAUCUUUUUGACACGGACCCACAUGCCGGUCGGACUAACGUUGAGACCAGCGCACUUGGUUGUGUUAUGCGGCACCUGUUUGCGAAUGUUGCAGAAAACGGGUAAAGGACUGCUUGCCUUGCUGUUGAUAGUGUUGGAGUGGACCCGGCCAGGCCUACUGUCCCCACUGAGGCCAAUCUGUGACCUGAGGGUCCUGAACCAUUUCAUUAAGGAAGCGCGAGACGCAGAAGUCGCUAUGAAGUCAUGUAGAGAAGGAUGUAGCCUGUCAGAGUCCGUCACAGUUCCCCAAACAACAGUUGAAUUUGAUGUAUGGGAGAAGAAAAAUGCAUUGCAGCAAGCCCAAGAGGUGCAGUCCGGCUUAUGGCUCUUACAACAGGCCCUCAGCUUGCUACGGACCUCAGUCACCAAUACAGCACUGCACAGCCAUAUAGAUAACUCCCUCAGAAACUUGCUCAGCAUCAAUGCUGUGCUGCAUAGCCUCAACAUCCAGGAAUAUACCCCACCAGCAAAUGCAGCGGGGCUCGAGGGAACGUGGAGGGUGUCCACGGCAACAGAUUUGCUUCAAGUCCAUGUCAACUUCCUGCGAGGCAAAGUGCGCCUCCUUCUUUUGGAUGCGCAGGCUUGUCAGCAAGAUGUCAGCUGAUCAACUGAUGUCCCGACUUGAGGCAAAGCUAAUUUGUGUUUCUGAAGGCAUGAGGAAGGACUUGACACCGCUGACCUGGACGCUGGUUGCUGGAAGCGGUGUGGAAAGAGAGGAAGAGGAAGCCAUCCUCGCAUAAGGGGAGGAAGCUGAGAGGAAAAGACAGUCCCAGCUAGGCUUUGGAUGGACAGGAGAUGAUUGCACCUUGGAAUGUGAAACAUGGACUUGGUGAAGCACACAUUGACCAAAAUGAUGCCUAUGGGAAGCACUGCUCGAAUAGUUGUUCUACUGGCACUCUCUUGCACUUUGUAUGCGGAUGUACUUUUGUGUGUGUGUGUGUGUGAGCUAAGACUGCAACUUUAAAUCUGUAUGUGGUGUGUGUGUGUGUGUGUGUGUGUGAGCAGUGAGUUUUGACCCUACACUCACCUCUUUAGAGUGAAUUGCGGAGUGAAAGCCCCAGAAACUAUUGAUUGCACCUGGAAAUCUUAGGACUGUGAGGUUGUGACAGAUAAUCCAUUUCCAUUACUGCUGCAACAAGGCAAAGAUGAAUGAGGUCUCACCCCAACAGCCUUUAAUAUUUUAUGCCUCACUGAAACAUUAGUCUCUUUUCUUGGAUUUUUUUUUUCAAUGAAUAUGUUAAUAUAUUUUUAAGAGUCAUGCAAUUACUAUUUAUACAGAUUUUCUACUUUUAAGCUCCAGUCUUUGUAUAUUUUAGUGAUGGAUCUUUAAAAUUCUAGUCAGGCUCACGGUGCCAUGUUCUUUUGUCUAACACUGAACACUUUUGCAAAGUUGUUUAUUGACAUCAUUCGCACGCUGCUGUCUUCCUUUUUAUAAAGACUGUUUUGCACCCGACUAGCUGUUAGUUUCACAUCGCGUGUUCCUUCAGAUAACAAAGCAGAGGACUGAGGAGUUAAUGCAGAGGUUCAGUUUCAGUAAACGAGGGAGCAAGAGGUCUGUGGAGAGGAGGGCGGAGGGUUCCAUGAGAACAGUGAAGCUGUUUUGUCAUUAUCUGUGUUUUCGUUGUGCCUCGCCAACACUCAACCAGUCUCUUCACACUGAUAACCAGACUGCCUGGGAAAAUGCUGCUUGGCUUUUACAGUUCACAUCCUGUAAGCCUGUAAAUGCAAAUAGUUCUCCAGAUUGAUGCUAACACUGCCCCCCUCCCCCGGUUGUUCGUCAUCAAACAGCAGGCUGGCAAUCAGUUUCUCUAAAAUGGAUGCUCAACUAUUCCAGACUAGUUAAGUGUUCUUCCUUGUUUUUUUCCGGAUUUUUAAAUCGUGUUGUGCAAGCGCAAGAUGCUUUUAAGGAUGUUUGUACAUGUUUUCUUUCCUGUUAUGUUUGUGUUGUUUUGUCCCAUCACUGUAUAAUUUGCUAUUUAAAUACAAAAUAUUAUUCUUGGAUAAAGAAAGGUUAGAUGGAAACACAACAAGGGGA
This is a messenger RNA of Scatophagus argus, 2151 nucleotides long. It is a transcript of the gene epoa, whose product is annotated as erythropoietin a. The transcript has 6 exons. Gene Ontology annotation, molecular function: erythropoietin receptor binding; hormone activity; cytokine activity. Gene Ontology annotation, cellular component: extracellular region. The coding region runs from base 100 to 720 and encodes 206 amino acids. The record is from RefSeq and is a predicted model, not a curated record. Gene Ontology annotation, biological process: nucleate erythrocyte development. Lineage: Eukaryota; Metazoa; Chordata; Actinopteri; Scatophagidae.